Molecule: messenger RNA, 924 nt
Organism: Populus euphratica (Euphrates poplar)
Lineage: Eukaryota; Viridiplantae; Streptophyta; Magnoliopsida; Malpighiales; Salicaceae
Exons: 1
Coding region: 278-883 (201 amino acids)
Source: RefSeq, a predicted model, not a curated record
GCACCUGAACAAAGCCUUCAUGAUCAGGAAACGUGGGGCCAUCAUGAUACAGAGAUCACAUAUUAAGAAUGGUGAUUUGCUCAGACCAAGCAAAGGAUACUUGUGUCGGCUAAACAUGGCCCAGGAGAAGAAACCCUCAAGAAACUCCUUAAUUACCACCUCAUAAUUAACCCAAUAUAUGCCCAUAUCAUUGUCUUUCCUCCUCCUCCUCCUCCUCCAGCAUCGUCACCAUUAUCAACAACAGCAAGAUUGAUAAUAAUCUCUCACAUAUAAAUACAUGGGGAAUUGUGUGUUCAAAGGAUUUAGCUUAGAAGUAGAAGAAAUGGUAAAAGUUGUGACACCAAAUGGUGGUAUCAUGGAGUUGUACUCACCCAUCACAGCAGAGUGCAUAACCAACGAGUUUCCUGGGCACGCCAUCUACCGUAGCCGUGACCUCUUCUCUCAACCUCUCUUCCACAAUGAAGAACUCCACGGCGGCCAACUCUACUACCUUCUCCCUGUAAACACCAGCACUACCUCAUUGAACAAUACAAACAACAACAGCAUAAAUUCUUUGUCUUCUUCUACUUCAUCAUCCAAACUUACGCCUUAUCGGAUGUCGACGUUUGAUAAUCAGAGGAUGUUGAAGCGAUCAUCGACGGAAGCUGAGGUGUUUCCAAGGUAUAAUAGCACAGGGGUUUGGAAGGUUAAGCUAGUGAUAUGCCCCGAGCAGUUGGCAGAGAUACUGGCACAAGAGACACGGACUGAGGAGUUGAUAGAGAGUGUGAGGACUGUUGCUAAGUGUGGAAAUGGGGUCUCUUCUUCACUGGGUAACUCGGAUCAAUCAAGUUUAUCUAGUAGCCGGAAAGGAUCUUCGGAUCAGAAAUUCAGUAGGGAUAUUUAAUUCGUGCAUAUAAUAAAUAUAUGGAGAGAUUGCUUUACUCU